AUGGACAAGUGGGACAUCCCACAGUUUCAGUUCCGGACCCUUUCGAGGAACAUGGUACGCAACGAGUGGAUUAAAUACAAACGAAAUUUUGAUUUCAUCGUUGCUGCCACUGGUGAAACUGAUAAAGCCCGCAUACGAAACGUUUUCCUUGCGAAAGGUGGGCCUGAUCUACAAGAAGUGUUUGCGUCUAUCCCUGGAGCCGACGUGCAGAAUGACGAUGAAGCAGGUAUUGAUUGCUAUGCUGUAGCUAUCGCCAAACUGGACGCCUACUUUGCGCCCAAACAACACGAUACGUUUGAACGCAACUUGUUCUGGACAUUAAAACCAAACCCAGAUGAGACUUUGGUCAAGUUCAUGCUCCGGUGUCAAGAACAGUCCAACAAAUGCGAUUUCGGCAAAUCUGCCGAGGAAAGCAGGUCGAUUAGUGUUAUCGAUAAGGUCAUUCUUUUUGCUCCCAGCGACUUGAAAGAACAACUGCUACAAAAAGACAGUCUCAACAUUGAUGAAGUCACGAAAAUGGUAAGCUCCUACGAAUCCGUGAAGCACCAAGCUCGGACGAUCGGUUCAUCUGGCGGUGUUUCCGAAAAUAUGGCUGGUCUACAAUCCACCAGCGGCGUCAACAGGAUUCGUCCCGAUGCAAGAGAGUGCACUCGUUGCGGAAGGAAAGGUCACUACGCAAACGACAAGAACUGCUCGGCAAGGAAUAAGGAAUGCAACAAAUGCAAGCGCAUUGGGCACUUUGCCAACCAGUGCCGGACAGCGGUUUCAUUGAAGCGGAAAUUCGAAGAUUCAAACAUCGGAAAUAAACGUCUGAAGCCAGAACGUGUUAGCGAAAUAAGAAACAACAAUGAAAACCAAGGAGAUGUAAAGGAUCGAAGUUUCAUAUUCAACAUAAGUGAUGGUGACGAGUUGCUUUGGAUGAAGGUGGAAGGUGUACUCCUGCAGCUGAUGGUCGAUUCUGGAUGCAAGCGGAAUAUCAUUGACGAAAAAUCGUGGAAUUACCUGAAAACAAAUGGCAUCAAAACGUGGAACCAGAAGAAAGAGUGCGAUGAGGUGUUCCUUCCAUAUGGCGAGGAUGCAAAACCUCUAACGGUACUUGGGUCGUUUGAAACAACGGUUGGAGUUGAAGAUGCUGGAAAGGUUACUGAAACGGUAAACAAUAUUUUGUAUUAUUGA
Messenger RNA from Aedes albopictus (Asian tiger mosquito), 1176 nucleotides. RefSeq lists its product as uncharacterized. The record is from RefSeq and is a predicted model, not a curated record. NCBI's taxonomy places the organism in Eukaryota, Metazoa, Arthropoda, Insecta, Diptera, Culicidae. Gene Ontology annotation, molecular function: zinc ion binding; nucleic acid binding. The coding region runs from base 1 to 1176 and encodes 391 amino acids. The transcript has a single exon.